UCCUCCAUCCCAUAACUACCAUACCAUAACCUACAACUUGUCCACUUCCUUUCCUACGCCCAUUCAGCUUAUCGUCACAUCCAAUCAAUCAAAUCGGCAUCAACAAGCCAAUUUUUGUGCUGGGACAUAUGUCUCACUUGAGAGUAUGAAAAUCUUCGUAGGAAUAUGUGAACUUCGAUGGAAACAAUGUUGUUAAAGAGGGUAUGGUAUGCCAUUUCUCUCGAAUGGAGAAUUUCAAUUCCUCAUCACAUCGCUGGAAAAACAUACCUCCUCAUCAAUCAAAUAAAUAACCAGUUAGCACCAAACCGAUCGAAGUACUCCGCCCAGUCCCCAUCGUGUUGAUCUUCGCGACUCCAAAUCGCAUCCAACACGCGCAUGGCCUCCCGUAUAUUUACAGUCCAGCACUGGCGCCACAUAUGGUCUAAUUUAUCGCGAAACCAUGCUCUCUGCUCUGGGCAGCGGCAUUCUGCACCCGCUAUGAACGUCGGCCACAGGAUGCUCUUGAACAGCUCAGAGCUCGGAGGGAUGAGUGAGAUAUGGGUUAGGACUGUGGUGACCUGUUCCGCAAAGAAGGUGCAUUCCUCAGGUGAGGGGUGCAGGAGGAUCCGGAUUGCGUAAAGGGUGAUUGUUAUUUUAUACGCUGAAGCAAGGUGUAAUAGUGCGUCUGAGUCCGACAGUGGGCUAUUGCUUUCCGCAGGUUCAGGAGGUCUCCAAUAUGACUCUUUUGAGAAAUGGUGGUCAGGAAAGGGAUACUCCGUGCCUGCGUACAUGGAAUGAUAGACUUCUCGCGUCCAACGUUCAGGGUCAAAGGCAUUAAUCUGGGACAAAAUUGUGGAGAGAUUUACUUUCGGUCCGAGGGUUUGUGAUGAGCUGCCCGCAUGUCGCAGGGAGGAAAUGUAGAGGAUUAUGUGCAGCAAAGAACCCGGACAACCAAGCCAAACCUCUUUUUCCGUGUCAGAUAAAAGAUUCGGUGAAGUUAUGAGUUGUGACGAUACCGGUUCAGACCAACUCCCAGACGGACAUGCUAGAAAGGGUCUGUGUGCAAUUUAUACGCACGUCAUACAGCUUCCUGCUAGGAACGUAUUAAAGCUAUCAUACGCUGCACAAGGCACUCGUGGUGACCCAUCCUCGUCUAUCUCCCCAAGUGGGCUGAAACGACUCUGGAGCAACCUCUUAGCACCUUCGACAUGCAGUUUCCACGUCCCCCGGCCUGAUUCCACCAUGUCAAGAACCAUCAGGAGAAGUGAAGUAGCAAUGGAUGUAUCCUGCCCUCGGGUUUCGGGAUUCGACAAAUUUUGCUCUAGCUGACUAAGUGCUCGAUGCUUCAGAAGUAAUAGAUGUUGAUAAGUAACUCGUACUUUUGCAUUGGGCGAGCGUGCAAACUGUUCGCCAUCCUCUAACGACCGCGCUUUACUUUUCAAGUAGUGGUUGUCAAGUGGAUGUUGGUCCGAGUAAUGAAGAACAUGCAGGUGGUGGCACGCGCCUAUUGCAGCCAUUGCAGCGCACACACCCGAAGAAACAUUAACCAUCUGAAUAAGACGGCGAUAGGGGUUUUUGUGAGGGACUUCGAAAAGUACCAUCAGUUUACAAAACUUGCGAUCAACUUCUAGAUUUGUUAGCAAAAACAUGUCUGCGAAAAUCGCCAAUCCAACGCAACGAUGAUGACUCACAAUAUGUGAGAUAGUAUCGCGAUAUUUUGUCCAAGCCUUGAAAAAUAGGAUCUAUCAGGGUCAGCGGGAUAUGGGAAUAGCAUUCAAUUUGGUCUUUCCUGCGCUGAUCACUCGAAUCCCAUUCUGACAAUGCCAUGUCUGCUUUCUGGCAUUCUUCCGGGCCAUUGGCGCCUCUGACUGACGACAGCGGCCAUGACUCAAAGGAUCCCGGAUUGCCCGGCAGUACCUCGGAUGCAUCGUGGGCGGGACCGAAACAGCAACUGCCAAAGGGGAAAGAUUCUGCAGAAUUGUGCUCCUCUGGCCCAGCAAUGCCAUUCACUGAGGUAGCUUGCGAGGACUUGUUCGCCGUGAUAUCGUCAAAUGUCAAUCCCAUCAUCUUUCCCCGGCUGGCAACACCAUGCACCCAAGUCAGUGGUUUCUUAUACCCCAAACAUGCCUUCUGCGCCUUAUCGCAUUUUCGACAAGUUGGAAUCAGCCGGUCGCAUGUUACACGCCGGCGCCGACAGGUAUAGCAUGGACUGCUCGAAAAGGCUUGGCUGACAGCUGGAUCCUGGGGCGGCGAGGGGGUCCAAGCUGUCGUGCCCAGAGAAAGCAUGCUCCUUCUCCCAAGAGCGCCUCUGCAAUCGACAUCAUUCCCACCCAUCAAACUAAUGUGUCACUAACAUUUACCAGCUUAAUAUCGAAAUGGAAGGAGUUGGGAGAAAUAAAUCCAAACCCGUCCACGAGGAGAUCAGAUCAAGUUAUGAUGAAUCGGCUAAUUAGAAGUUAGUUAUCUCGCCACUGCAAUCUGGCCCACGGUAGUAGCUGGUCAGAAUUAGGGCUGUGUCUUGGCUGCCUCCGUGGGUUUAGCCUCACGUCACGUCGCUGUCGAAGGUUUUAGUUUCUCGGCGUGGAAAUGUUCUCGGCAAUCUAUCAGAAAAGGCCCGGGCUUGGCAUCAAAAACCUUGGUCGCAAGUCCUCCGCUUGGCUUCCUUUCUCGGUAAAAACCAAUUCGAUGAAGUUAGGUUUGGCCCACUCAAGAGUUUGGAGUCGGGUGGCUUUGGUUUGUAAUUUUUAUUCUUGUCCCCCUCUUCGGCGUAUUCUUUGCAAUGUCAUAUAUAAGACCGUUUUCGGUACCUCAAGCAAAAUGGAGGUUUCAACCAUCUCUCAGUCGCACUGGUAUAUAUUUCAUGACGAGUACACAGUCUGGUCCUCAGCUCUACAGUCAUGCCGCUGACAGUGCCGGUACUGUCUCGUGUUCCAACUCAUGGCGAACGUGUUCGCUAUGCCACCGAGCACCGAAAUGAUUCGCAACCCCAAGUGCAUCCAACCCAGCAGGAUGAGCAAACUUUGGCUGAUUUACACCGGACGUUAACUGAGUUCUCUGAAACGGAACACACUGAAUAUCCUGAACCCCAUUCAUCCCUUGACAGAUACUUUAGAGAACGCAGUGUGAAAUCUGUGGGCAGCGAGCCGAUUGGUCGGCUCGGAGUGUGUUUCAAGAACGUGUCGACUUGGGGGGUGCGGAACGAGCAUGCGCAGGUGAAGACGUUAGCACACGCAAUUUGGAGGACAUGCACCUUUCAAGACGUCUAUGAGUGGACAAUCAAACGGUGGAUUGCUCCUCCAAAGCUACAAGAUGGAAGACCUCUGAUCAACGAUUUUUCCGGGGUGGUGCGCAGUGGAGAAAUUAUGUUGGUACUGGGACGUCCGGGUGCCGGGUGUUCGACGUUUUUGCGAACCAUAGCAAAUCAUCACUCCUCGUUCUUAGGCGUGACUGGAUCGCUUGACUAUUCCGGGCUCAAACCAGAGGAUAUUUCGAAACAUUUCAGGGGCGAAGUCGCCUAUAUCCCGGAAGAGGAUAUUCACUUUCCCACAUUAACUGUGCGCCAGACGUUGGAAUUUGCCUUGGAGAGUAAGACUCCAAAACGAUUAAGGCAUAGGAUCUCGGAGAUGCUGGAGUUGUAUGGUCGAGUUUUUGGUAUAUCUCACGUUAUGGGGACACUUGUUGGAAAUGAGUAUAUUCGUGGUAUUUCCGGCGGCGAACGGAAACGCCUGUCAAUUAUCGAAUCUUUGGCCACCGAUUCGGCAGUAGCUGCGUGGGACAAUUCUACUCGUGGCUUGGAUGCUGCCGCUGCAGUCGAUUACGCUCGAAGCCUUCGAAUCAUGACGGACACUUGUGGUAAGGCGACCAUUGUGACGCUUUACCAGGCAUCCGACGCCGUUUACAACUUUGCGGACAAAGUUAUGAUUAUCGACCAAGGCCGGAUGCUAUACCAGGGCCCUGCGAACAAAGCGAAAUCUUACUUCGAGGACUUGGGCUAUAAGUGCCAUCCCAGACAAACCAUCACGGAUUUCCUGACUGGCAUAACAUCGGCCGAAACGCGAUCUUUCCGGGACGGGUACGAGAAGCGAGCUCCGAAAGGGGCAAUUGAGCUAGAAAAGGCGUUCAAGGAAAGCGAAUAUUUCAAAGCCGUUCAGCAGGAUAUCCAAAAUUACGAAACCGACCUUACUCGAAUUCAACAAACCUGCGGAUCCGAUUGCAGGGAAAGCUUUACAGCCUUUGCCAAACAAAAGAAAUCCCGUUUUGUUUCCGCCAAGUCAGUUUACAACACAUCGCUGGUAAAACAAGUUGUGGUGUGUACGAAACGACAGUGGUGGCUCCUUAAGGGAUAUCCUGCACAUCUGUACAUGAAACUGGCCAGCUCAAUUGUGCUAGGACUUUUGAUCUCGUCACUAUUCUACGACCUUCCAGCAAAUAUUCAGGGUGCUUUUUCCCGGGGAGGCUUCAUCUUUUAUGCUAUUCUCACCCUGCCAUGGAUUCAACUAGCUGAACUUGAGGACUCAAUCCGAGGUCGCGAUAUCAUUAGCCGUCAGAAAAGGUUCGCUUUUGUGAGGCCAAGCGCGGUUGCGUUUGCCCGUACUUUGUUCGACUUCGUCACAGUCUUCAUUAUGACGGUUGUAUUUUCUAUAGUCGUCUAUUUUAUUGCUGGUUUGAAAAUGGAGGCUAGUGCUUUCUUCAUAUUCUUCCUCAUCUCAUACCUCCAUACUAUCUGUUACACUUCACAAUUCCGGUUAUUUGCCUCUUUCUCCAGUUUCGAAGUUGCUCUGCGAUACUGUAGCGUGGGAUUCUUGAUUGCCAUUACCUACAGCGGCUAUCUGCUCCCUCUAAACCGACUUAUUUCUCAAGUGCCUUGGGUUGGAUGGAUCGCGUAUACCACGCCCGCCCUUUUUGCAUUCGAAGCAUGCAUGGCCAAUGAGUUUCAUAAUCUAGAACUUAAAUGCGAGCCUGGAACGAUUAUCCCUUCAGGUCCUGAUUACACAGAUACGUUAUACCAAACUUGCGCGGGCCCAGGGAAUAUACCGGGACAGCUAACAAUUAGUGGUGACACAUUCCUAGCCAGCAAAUAUGGUUUCUAUUAUCAUAAUGUGUGGAGGAACUUUGGCAUUUUGAUUCUGUUUACCGUCGCUUUUACCGCUCUAAACGCCUGGCUUUGCGAGACUGUUGAGUGGGAUGACGGUUCUGCUGGUGCUGUUACAUAUAACAGGAAGAGAAAUAGUCAACGCGGCGCGGUAGGUCACGAUGAGGAAAACAAGGCAUUCGAUGUUGACCACAAAGUACCUCCAGCGACGACAAACUUGGGCACUACUAGCACUUCCGAUCAAAUUGCAAAGACGCAAUCAGCAUUCGCAUGGCGAAAUUUGAAGUAUACAGUCCGACAAGGCGACUCGGAGAAGGUUCUGUUGAAUAACGCCUCUGGAUACUGCAGACCUGGGUCGCUAACUGCACUAGUUGGCUCGUCUGGUGCUGGUAAAUCAACAUUGUUAACCACCCUGACUCAGCGUCAAAACGCCGGUACGGUGACUGGCGAUAUAAUGAUAAAUGGCCACACCCCAGAUGUCAGCUUUCGUCGAAAAAUUGGGUAUUGUCAGCAGAUGGAUAUCCAGGACAAGACAAGUACCAUCCGAGAAGCGUUCGAAUUUUCUGCUUUGCUGCGUCAGGGAGCCGAAAUACCACGCAAGGAAAAGCUUGCUUAUGUAGACACGGUAUUGCAGACUCUGGAACUAGUAGAGCUGCAAGAUGCUGUGAUAGGCUCGCUUCCCAUAGAGCAGAAGAGAAGGACAACUAUUGGUGUUGAGCUUUGCGCCAAACCAAACCAUCUUCUGUUUCUAGAUGAACCUACUAGCGGUCUCGAUAGUGAAGGUGCUUUUAGCAUCGUUGUAUUGUUGAGGAAGCUCGCAGAUGCAGGCCUUGCUAUUGUUUGCACUAUCCACCAAGCAAGUCAUCAGCAGAUUGAAGUCUUUGAUCGAGUUCUUGCGCUCAACCCCGGAGGCAAUGUCUAUUACUUCGGUGAGGUUGGACCUGCUGGGAAAGCUAUUUGCGAUUAUUUUGAGCGUUACGGUAUUGCUAUUGAAGACGGAAAGAAUGUUGCUGAUCUAUUAAUCGAAGUUGGCGUCGGAGUAUGUAAAGCGAAGGGGAAAGAUAUAGACUGGAACGAGGUAUGGAAAGCGUCUCCUGAGGCGUCCGAAGUCCAGGAGGAAGUCGACGCCAUUUGCAGCUACAAAAAUGAAGGGGAUGGUUUCGGCCAAAUAAGCGACAAGAAGGAAUUCGCCGCCUCGACAUGGGAUCAAACUGUCCAGCUCACCAAGCGUACGAGUCGACAUUACUGGCGGUCUCCUGAAUACACCUAUUCAAAGCUUUAUGCGUCUACCAUCCACGCUUUACUCAACGGUCUCACCUACCUCCAAAUCGGAAACAGCGAGACAGACAUGCAAUCGCGAGCUUUCUCCUGUUUCUUGAUCCUCAUGCUUGUCCCCGAGUUUGUCAACGGAACCUCGAUGAAGUUCAUCGAAAGUCGCGAUAUGUGGGAAGAACGCGAAUAUCCUAGCAGGAUAUACGGAUGGUUUAGUUUCACUACCGCUCAAAUCUUAUCUGAGAUACCGUAUUCAUUUGUCGGAGGAACUAUUUUUUACCUCAUCUUCUAUUACUCCGUGGGACUCCCUCUUGGUGCUUCUGCCGGAUAUACAUAUCUCAUGGUUAUCUUUUUCCAUCUUUUCUCAACGUCUUGGGGCCAAUGGAUUGCUGCAAUGAGUACCGACGCUGUCAUGGCUGCCAACCUUAUGCCCUUUUUCCUUGUCAUGUGCGAGUUGUUCAAUGGUGUACUGCAGCCUCAAGACGAGAUGCCGGUUUUCUGGGCCUACACCAUGUAUUACUUGACGCCAUUUACCUACUGGAUUGGAGGUAUUCUUUCUAUGAUCAUGAAGGGUGCCGAGGUUACCUGCGACGCAAGCGAAUUGAUUACUUUCCACGCUCCCUCAAACCAAACUUGCGGACAGUAUGCUGGCGAAUGGAUAUCUACUGCUCUGGGAUACCUGGCUAAUCCUGAUGGGAAGGGAGAUUGCCAGUAUUGUUCCUAUAAAUAUGGUGAUGAGUACCUGGCCGAAAAUAACAUCUCGGCAUCCAAGGGCUGGCCAUACCUAGGCAUCUUCAUCGGUUUCAUGAUCGCUAAUUACUUCAUCGUGUAUCUGCUGGUCUACAUCUUUUCCGUGAUAAAACCAUUCAAGAGGUUUAAAAGUUGAGCGGUUGAACCACAAUCGUUACACCUCCGCGUGCGGGUCUGCUCGGUGCACGCAUCCCAACCGCAACACUACCAGGGCAUGUCCAUAUACAUUCAUCAGCGCCAUGACCUGCUAGGAAACCAUAGUUGUUGGCUCAGCCAGAAUGCUUUUAGGUCCCUACCCGGUACUAUUCGGUAUAUCCAUUGGAAGCUUGGAAGCCAAAAUCCUCCGCAAGCUCGCCCCACCUUAAGCGAUUGAUUUCUUGCUCAUAUCGCUUCACAUUUGGUACGUGGUGGUAGGGAAAGUUAGGCUAUGCCCUCUGACAAAGAAUUUCAAAAUUCCCGGUGUGUACACAUACAUAGGGGUAUAGACCGAUAGAUAGAUAGGUAGAUAGAUAGAUAGAUAGAUAGAUAGAUAGAUAUCAAAGCAUCAUGUCGUCGUACAUACGCCAGAAGUGUCAUCGUAACGGUUUCCCCUCCUCCUUUUGUUUCGUGCCACAGAAUAAAAUAAGUAUUGUU
Blastomyces dermatitidis ER-3 is the source of this 7726-nucleotide messenger RNA. Its product is annotated as ATPase. NCBI's taxonomy places the organism in Eukaryota, Fungi, Ascomycota, Eurotiomycetes, Onygenales, Ajellomycetaceae. The transcript is spliced from 11 exons. Gene Ontology annotation, molecular function: ABC-type transporter activity; ATP binding; ATP hydrolysis activity. Bases 2877 to 7229 code for a protein of 1450 amino acids. Gene Ontology annotation, cellular component: membrane. The record is from RefSeq and is a predicted model, not a curated record. Gene Ontology annotation, biological process: transmembrane transport.